AUGGACGAGGAGUAUGAUUGCAUCGUUCUUGGCACUGGCCUCAAGGAGUGCGUGCUCAGCGGCAUGCUGUCGGUUGGUGGCCUCAAGGUUUUGCACAUGGACCGCAAUGGUUACUACGGCGGCGACUGCGCGUCGCUCAAUCUCACCCAGCUCUACGAGAAGUUCAAGGGCAACGCUGCUCCCCCUGCCACUCUGGGUCAGUCCCGCGAUUACAACGUCGAUCUCAUCCCCAAGUUCAUCAUGGCCAGCGGUAUCCUCGUGAAGAUGCUGAUCCACACCGACGUCACUCGCUACCUCGAGUUCAAGUCGGUCGAUGGCUCGUACGUCGUGGUGCAGGGUAAGGUCCACAAGGUGCCCGCCACCGACGUGGAGGCCCUCAAGAGCCCCCUCAUGGGCAUGUUCGAGAAGCGUCGCUGCAAGAAGUUCUUCAUGUACGUCCAGGAAUACGAUGAGAACAACAGCAAGACCCACCAGGGUUAUGACCUUCGCCGCAUGACGAUGAAGGAGCUCUUCGAGGCCUAUGGUCUCGGAGAGGACACCAUCGACUUCGUCGGUCACUCGCUGGCGCUCCACGUCAACGACGAGUAUACCAAGUCUCCCUACAUCUACCCGCUCUACGGUCUCGGUGAGCUUCCUCAGGCCUUCGCCAGGCUCAGCGCCAUUCACGGCGGUACCUACAUGCUUAACAAGCCCGUCGAGGAGGUCAUCAUGGAGGGCGGCAAGGUUGUCGGAAUCAAGUCUGAGGGUGAGGUGGCCAGGUGCAAGUUCGUCAUCGGUGACCCCUCGUACUUCCCCGGCAAGGUCCGCCAGGUGGGUCACGUUGUGCGCACGAUCUGCUUCCUCGACCACCCCAUCCCCAACACCAACAACUCGGAGAGCUGCCAGAUCAUUCUGCCCCAGAAGCAGAUUGGCCGCAAGUCGGACAUCUACAUCUCGGUUGUCUCCUCCUCCCACAACGUGUGCGCCAAGGGCAAGUUCGUCGCCAUUGCGUCCACGACCGUGGAGACCAACAACCCCGAGGCUGAGCUGAAGGCCGCCUUCGACCUCAUGGGUCCCAUCAUCGAGAAGUUCACCUCGGUGUCGCCCAUGCUGGUGCCCACCGAUGAUGGUACCUCGGACAAGAUCUUCGUGUCCACGUCGUACGAUGCCACGUCCCACUUUGAAACCACAUGUAUCGAUAUCCUCGACCUCUACAAGCGCGUGACUGGCAAGGACGCCGAUCUCAGCCCGCCGCCCAAGGCCGCCGAGUAA
Molecule: messenger RNA, 1251 nt
Organism: Acanthamoeba castellanii str. Neff
Lineage: Eukaryota; Discosea; Longamoebia; Acanthamoebidae
Product: GDPassociated inhibitor, putative
Exons: 7
Coding region: 1-1251 (416 amino acids)
Biological process (GO): small GTPase-mediated signal transduction; vesicle-mediated transport; protein transport
Cellular component (GO): cytoplasm
Molecular function (GO): Rab GDP-dissociation inhibitor activity
Source: RefSeq, a predicted model, not a curated record